UUGACCUUGACCCCAAUUUUGCAGCUGUCGCAUGGAAGGAUACUGACACAUUUCCUUCUUCAUCCUCGUUGUAUCGACAUCAUGGGUGUUCGUUCAUCUCGAGAGCUUCAACAAGAAGAGAUCGAGGAAAUACAACGCGAAACUGGAUUUUCCCACAACCAGAUUGUGAGACUAUAUGGCAGGUUUACCAACCUUGAUAAGUCCAACAAUGGGGUACUUAGCCGGGAGGAUUUCUUGAGGAUACCAGAAUUGGCCAUAAACCCUUUGGGAGACAGAAUUGUGCAUUCUUUCUUCCAAGACAGGACUGAGGUCAACUUCCGGCAGUUCAUGAAUGUCCUGGCCAGGUUCCGCCCACUGAAGGCAAAAUCUGAGAGAAACAUCCUGAACACAAGGGAGGAAAAGUUGAUGUUUGCUUUCAAGAUGUAUGACCUUGAUGGAGAUGACCGGAUUUCCAAGGAGGAGCUUCUGUCUGUUCUACACAUGAUGGUGGGGGCCAACAUUUCAGAAGAACAGUUAGGCAGCAUUGCCGACCGAACAAUCGUGGAGGUGGAUGAGGACAAAGACACCAUGAUAUCUUUCCAGGAGUUUGUAAAGGCUAUGGACCGUGUUGAUGUCGAACAGAAGAUGAGCAUCCGGUUUCUUCAUUAACUGACAGAACUGAUGCAGAAACGGAUGCAAACGAGAAGAUGACAAUUACCAUGACAACAGCCAUAUUGGACUUAAAAAUAUUAUAUUGUUGAUUAAAUCAGUGACUCUGUGCUUUCAUGAACCAGUUAUGAACUGAUAAUAAGAUACUAAUACGACUAACUUGUUAUAUCUAAGCAGACAUUUGUAAUGACCAAACUUAAGCAGAAUGUUGGCAGUCAGGUGUUUAAGUUAAUUAUUGUCAAGGAAUAACGGGUAACAUGAAGGAUUUUACAGUUCAUCCUUGUAAGACACUUAAAUGAAAAUGGGUUGAUAAUUCCACUUACAGAAGACUUAUGCACUGACUAAGAAAUAUAUUUUCAGCACAUUUUGUCAUUAAAUGUCUAACUAUCUGGGCAUUUGCAACAAAACACAUUGGUCAGUAAUGGAAGAACCAGCAAUUGAAUCCUACAUUUCACAACAUUCCAUUUUAGAUGCUUUUUAAUCAAAUUUCUUUACAGAACUGUUGUGAUUAUGAUAAUUUGAUCUUCAAGGCAUAAAGCAUGUAUGUUUAUCCUCAGUCAGCUCCCGACAUGUAAGCAGUUUAUUACAGGAAAAAAGGGUACUGUUAAUUCUCAUCCAUGGAUAGUACACUUUAUCAAAAUAUGAAAAUCAACCUUCCCAUACAAAAACCUUUUUGUCAUGACUGCAAUUUGGUUCUAGGGUUAUUUCUUUUCCUAUCUCAUAUCAUAUGGAUGUUUUGGUUUCAUAGAACAUAAAAAUACUUUUUCUUAUCUUCCCGUAAGUUUAGGACAUGCUUAAGCAUGUAGGCCAGUCAACAUUGUCUCCUUUUAAAGAUUUACUAUUUUUAAUCAUUGCACUUAGAGACUUAGAGUAGAAUGUUUGAUGUUUAUGGGAUACCUUUCUACUACAUUCUGUAUUUUUUUACUUCAUGUUUUGUCUUUGAAUGGCUUCAUAAAUUGAUACCCCUAAGGAAGAGAAUUUAUCCAUAAGUUCUCUUCCUUCAUGUUUUAUUUUUUUUACUUUUAUCAAUACCACCAAACCAAGAUUCAUUUAUAAAUAAACAAAUUUCUGGUUCGCCCCUGUGGUUGCCAUCAUGCUGUGAUCAUGGGUUCGAAUCCCAGCAGACUCACACUGAUUAUGAUCCUUAGCUUGCCUGUUCCGUGCUCGUGUUUGUAGGUUUUGUCAAAGUGAUAAACUGCUGAGACCAAUGUUACUUCUGGCUUUUCCCCAAAACUGAAGCUUUCACACAAUGACCAACUGUUCAAACGUGGACUUGCGCACAAAUUACUCACUAAAAUAUUACAGUUAGUGUGAGAUUCAAUGGAACAGAUCAGUUAAGUAUUUGAAUGAGGCCAUGAGUUUAAUACUGUCAUCCCAUAAAAUGUGAAAUCCUACAUUUGGUCAAUGAUGUAGAAGAGCAUCAGGGUCCUGGGUGCCGUUCCACUAACCUCUCUUCUUCUUCACGUAGAAGAAUGAAAGCCGCCAUUUUGGUUUCUCUUUGUUCAUGAGCAACUUUGACUUUGGAUCUUAACUUUCUAUUGACUUGGUAAGAUCUGUUAGUGGAUUGUAACGUCAUGCUAAGAUUGGGAUUUUAGGGGUUUAUGAUUGGCGUAGGGCUAAGAUCGGUUAGUGGAACGGUAUGCCGAUCGUAACGUCACGCUAACAUUGGGAUUUUUGGGGGUUUACGAUUGGCGUAGGGCUAAGAUCGGUUAGUGGAACUGCACCCUGUUCCACAAAGCAAUCUUAGCUCAACGAUGGUUAUAAAGACCAUAUCUUAUCGCAACUUAUGACAGUCGUUGAUCGUGGAUCGCUUUGUGGUUUAGGAUUCUGAUCAUGAUAAUGACAUUGUCUGUUAUAUAGCUUGAGAUGUUUUGCACUGAAGAAGUCCAUGAUAGUUGAUAUUUGUCAUAUGUUAGAUCUUUGCAAUACCAGCAUCUUUACACCAACUGUUGACGAUGCUAGUGUCUUCAUUAUGGGGCUCCUGGUUGAUGUUGAUGUAUAGAUGUGACUAUAAGAAAAUAAUAGACGUGCUAUGUACUUUGUGUGUGUGUGUGUUGAAAAAACCACUUGCCUUCAGCUAGUAAUGCAUGUUAUGGUGCUAUUCUGCAGCAUGCUUGUGAUGUUUAGCAUUCAGCUGUGAGAUAUGCGCUUAUAAGGGACAUUUUUUAAAUGGGUUAGGAUGACAUCGUUUGGUAUCAAUAUUUUUUCCAGACAACCUAUAUGUGUGGCCUUUUCAGUUACUAUGUAAUCUCUGAGGACAUAUCACAUCAUAUCAUGGCAGGUUUACCUGCUGGGGUCUCCUUAUUCAUGGCAUCCCAAUCUCAGUAAUGGCUGACCAAAAGCAUGUUUCAUUAUAGCUGGCAUCAGUAAUGAGUGACACAGAUUGCAUCUGGGCAGGGGUCACUGCACUUCACUACACAGUGAACAAAGGUUCAAAUCCCAGAUUCUCCAUGAUUAUGAGUGAGGUUUGUCAGCAUCAUGCCUAUUCUCGGGGAUCUCACCAAAGCAGAAAGGUGUAACACUUGCAUCACUGGGCUAAAUCAUGCUGGCUUAAUAUAUAGUGGUCUAAGGGGCUUGGUGCAAACUCACUCGUCUCACCAGCUCUUCUCUGCAUAUCAAUUAUAGUUUAUAUCACUUCAGUUUCAGCAUCCAGUAAAUGUGUUCAGUAGUAGCAUUUGGUGAUCCUCUCCUACCACUCCCAAGGCCAGACAACCUGCCCCUCCUCUGUUCCCUGCCCUUACACUCCGAUGACAUGUGUGAGUACACUGAACACAUGUGACACACAAAAUACUCUAAAAUCUUUUUAGUUGUAUGUAAAACUGAAUAGUAACAUUGAUGAACUGAUACUGGCAGGGUGUGUAUCAAGGGAAAGGUGAUAGGAGCAGUAAAUUUUCCCACCACGCUCUCUCUCAAUGUCAUUUCUCUGAUGGGCGAUAAGAAUCUUUACUUGUGAAAUUCCAAGCAAUAAUUUGUCCAGUCUGAAAAUGAAGAAACUCUCUGUUGUAUUACUCUUUAUAAGAUACUUUAAGGAUUGCAUUUCUCUGAAAUUGUGUUAUUUCAGAAACUCUAUGUUAGCCUACCUGCCAUAAUACAAUGUCAAUACUUGUGUCUGUUGUUGAGAAGUUGGUUGGUGGUUUGGUCACUUAGUCAGUGAUGUUAGUGGCUUUGCUUUCUGGCACCCACACAGCUGACUGCAUCAGCUAUUCUAAAGCUCACUGUGUCAAGUAACCCUUCUUGGCCUGCUUCCUCCGCUAAAUGUGAACAAGUUUACCUAAUGUGAUUAGAUAUAUUAAUUUAGAAUAGAGAGAUGUUUCACUUCUUUUCAACACAUGCGUAAGUUCUAUUUGCAAACCAAAUGCUGAAGAAAAGCAAGAAAUAUUUAUUGUGGCAAGUAGAGUCACGUUUCAGUCAUGUUUUGUGGAUUUCAAGCCCAACUGCUUGCCAGAUGUAGGUAAAAAGAAGUAACAGUAUCUCUGUUUAUCUCCACAAUCAAUCUAUUUUGACAGUUUUGGUUCGAUUUUUCCUUAAAGGAAAUAUUAAUCUACAUCUUGAAAUUGAGAGAAAGGGAAAAACUAGUAUGACCCAUGUCAGUUCAAUGAUAACAUUCGUGACUGUUGUAAAAUGGCAUUGAAAUUAUUAUUGAAAAGACUGGUCUAUGAGAAAAAGGUUGUUUUUCGGAAAGUAAGGUUCACAAAUGCACGCACAAUUCCUCCAAGCCUGCCAACUAGUUGAUGUUUCUCUUCUUGCCAUAUCACAAGUGAAAGCCAUAUCUCUCCUGUCUUCUAACAUUCAUGAUUCCUUUGUUUCACAGAACAUUGGAAUCAUGAAUCCAACCCAUGCUCUAUCCAAUGCACUGACUGUGACAUACCGGUAACUUUUAUUCAUAUAUUACACUGAAUGUCUAUUUUUGACUAAUUGUUAAUAAAAUAUCUAUAUAUU
Messenger RNA from Haliotis rubra (blacklip abalone), 4587 nucleotides. Its product is annotated as calcineurin B homologous protein 1-like. The transcript has 7 exons. Bases 82 to 648 code for a protein of 188 amino acids. Lineage: Eukaryota; Metazoa; Mollusca; Gastropoda; Lepetellida; Haliotidae. Gene Ontology annotation, molecular function: calcium ion binding. The record is from RefSeq and is a predicted model, not a curated record.